AUCAAGACCACUUUUCUCGAUUACCAAGCUACAGUAGAAACGACAGCAACGACAACGAAGAUGAGGAAGUCCGCAACUCAAGUGUCAUCAAGAGUGCGUCGUCGGGGCCAGGCGAAGCCGUGAAGUGCUCGGUCGACUCGAUCCAAUCAUGGUAACACCAGCGCCGAGCCGAGAACUUCGACGAAGACCCAGACGGCCGCAGCUUGAUGACCUGAACUCCCCUUCGGAAAUUCGCAUAUGGCUGCCAGACAUCGAGAAAGAAAUUGCAUUCUGCGUUCGAAAAGCCAAGGACCCGUGCCAGCCAGAUGGUCGGGCGGCCAAGUACGAGCGGAAAGCACAGAAACUGAGGGACUACUACCGACUGUGCUGCUCUAGGCUGCGGGAGAUUGAUGUCCCCUACUGUGAGGACAUACAGUCGUCCCCGUCUGCUACAGAGUCCAUCUCCGUAACCUAUCAAGUGGAUUACGGCUCCAAGUCCUCGGACUCUACUUCAGAAACUUCUAGGCUUCGACGGGUGCUGGCGCCACUCGCCGACCUCCGGCCAGACGACCGACUGGACACGAACUCGAGCUACUCCUCCGGUUCAUCGUUUGAGGACGUUCCGGGUGAAUACAUUCGCAGGGAGAUUGACAUUGACGUAGACACCGAGAGUGGCAGCCGACCCAGCAGAUAUUCUUCACUAAGCGACAACUAAGGACUUACUGCACAUUGGUAGACUACGUGUUAGCUUCCGUAAGCCCAGUCUUUUUCUAGAUUUACGAUGGAUGCGUUUUUGAUCACCUCCUGUGGGUUCAUAGCGUUCCUUAGUUGAAGCGCUUGUGGCAAAAAUGAAGGUCAAUGUUCCACUCGAUUAAAAAAAAAAAAUCACUGUGAGGCAGUCUA
Messenger RNA from Dermacentor andersoni, 882 nucleotides. The record is from RefSeq and is a predicted model, not a curated record. NCBI's taxonomy places the organism in Eukaryota, Metazoa, Arthropoda, Arachnida, Ixodida, Ixodidae.